Molecule: messenger RNA, 2285 nt
Organism: Jatropha curcas
Lineage: Eukaryota; Viridiplantae; Streptophyta; Magnoliopsida; Malpighiales; Euphorbiaceae
Product: NADP-dependent malic enzyme
Biological process (GO): malate metabolic process; pyruvate metabolic process
Cellular component (GO): chloroplast
Molecular function (GO): NAD binding; malate dehydrogenase (decarboxylating) (NADP+) activity
Source: RefSeq, a predicted model, not a curated record
UAUUUUUUUUUAUUUUCUUUGAAUCAAUUUGUACGUGUUGGUAGUCUUUUGUCUACGUUCGUCCUUUUGACAUUGAAACCAAACCUGAACUUCCAUUUUCAGAAAUAAUAUUAUUAUAUUAUUUAAAAAGAAAAAUUAGAAAUUCUUGGUUUUCUAGUGCCUAUAUAAGAGAGUCAUUCUGUGUAGAAGAGGAGAGAUAAAGUUUUGGGCUUUAAUGGAGAGUACAAAAACAAACGGUGUUGAUUCAACUAUGGAGAAGAAGAAUGUAGCUUUGGGUGGUGGUGUUGAGGAUGUUUAUGGUGAGGAUAGUGCCACGGAGGAUCAGCUUAUCACCCCUUGGACCGUCUCCGUUGCUAGUGGGUAUACAUUGUUGAGAGACCCACGCCACAAUAAAGGGCUUGCUUUCAAUGAGAAAGAGAGGGAUGCUCAUUACUUGCGUGGCCUUCUGCCUCCAGCACUUCUCACUCAGGAGCUCCAGGAGAAAAAGUUGAUGCAAUUGCUUCGUCAGUAUAAAGUUCCUUUGCAACGAUACAUGGCCAUGAUGGAUCUCCAGGAGCGGAAUGAAAGGCUAUUUUAUAAGCUUUUGAUUGAUAAUGUCGAGGAACUGCUGCCUGUUGUGUAUACUCCCACAGUUGGUGAAGCUUGCCAGAAAUAUGGAAGCAUUUUCAGGCGACCUCAGGGCCUCUACAUCAGCUUGAAGGAGAAGGGCAAGAUUCUUGAAGUAUUGAAGAACUGGCCAGAAAGAAAUAUACAGGUUAUUGUUGUUACUGAUGGUGAGCGUAUCUUGGGACUUGGAGAUCUUGGUUGUCAGGGAAUGGGGAUUCCUGUCGGAAAACUCGCUUUGUAUACUGCACUGGGGGGAAUACGUCCUUCAGCAUGUCUGCCUGUUACUAUUGAUGUUGGCACAAACAAUGAGCAAUUGUUGAAUGAUGAGUUCUAUAUUGGUCUAAAACAAAAGAGGGCAACUGGACAGGAAUACGCUGAACUUCUAGAGGAGUUCGUGACGGCAGUUAAGCAGAGCUACGGGGAGAAAGUCCUUAUACAAUUUGAAGAUUUCGCAAAUCACAAUGCAUUCGAGCUACUGGCAAAAUACAGAUCAAGUCAUCUAGUUUUCAAUGAUGAUAUACAGGGAACAGCAUCUGUGGUGCUAUCAGGACUUCUCGCAGCUUUGAAAUUAGUUGGCGGAACCUUGGCCGACCAUAAAUUCUUAUUCUUGGGUGCUGGAGAGGCCGGAACUGGUAUAGCUGAGCUUAUAGCACUUGAGAUAUCAAAACAGACGAAAGCUCCACUUGAAGAGGCUCGCAAGAAGCUUUGGCUUGUGGACUCAAAGGGACUGAUCGUUAGCUCACGUAAAGAAUCACUUCAACACUUCAAGAAGCCUUGGGCUCAUGACCAUGAACCUGUCAAAGGACUUUUGGGUGCUGUUAAGGCAAUCAAGCCGACAGUCUUGAUUGGAACAUCCGGAGUUGGAAAAACAUUCACAAAGGAGGUGGUUGAGGCCAUGGCAUCCUUCAAUGAGAAACCUGUAAUUCUUGCUCUCUCCAAUCCUACUUCACAAUCUGAGUGUACAGCUGAAGAAGCUUACACGUGGAGUGAGGGCCGUGCUAUCUAUGCCAGCGGAAGUCCAUUUGACCCUGUUGAAUAUAAUGGGAAAGUUUUCGUGCCUGGCCAGUCGAACAAUGCUUACAUAUUCCCUGGAUUUGGUUUGGGGUUGAUCAUUUCUGGCGCAAUUCGUGUGCACGAUGACAUGCUUUUGGCAGCCUCGGAAGCUUUGGCUGCACAAGUGACACAGGAAAAUUUUGACAAGGGACUUAUUUACCCUCCAUUUGCCAACAUCCGGAAGAUUUCAGCCCACAUUGCUGCUAAGGUUGCUGCUAAAGCAUAUGAACUUGGUCUGGCGUCCCAUCUCCCACGUCCCAAGGAUCUUGUUCAGCAUGCAGAGAGCUGCAUGUACAGCCCAGUCUACCGAUGCUAUCGUUAAGCCUGCGGUGUUUUUUUGCACAUUUUGGGGCCUGCAAUUUGCUCUGAACCUUUUCUGUUUCGAUUUUAGUUUAUCUGAUUUUUAUUCCUUCUUUUCAAUGACUGAAUUGCAAUUCAGUCCUCAAUCUAUGAUUAGUUUAGUUUAGUUCUCAGUCAGUUGGUAUCAAAGCUUUUGCGGCUAUCCUUGCCUUAUUUUUCAUUUCCCUGAGAACGUAGAUUAUUUCCUUUUAUUCCACUUGAUUGAAUUAUAAUAUUCGUGUAUCGGAAGAAAUCUAUUAAUAAGACGUUUUUCUAUUUAUUUACAA